CAAAGUAUUAACGACGGUUAUUUGAAGCCAUGGUAACAAAUACUCUUCGAUGACAAGUGCAUAAUAAUGGGUUUUAAUAUAAAGAUUACCACACCACGAAAGACAACAUAUUUGUUAACCACAUUAUGGACUCAAAUUUUAUCAGUCAAAUGUCUUGUAUUUGUGUCGGGCCCAAACGAGCUGGGAAAACACACCUGCUAAAAGCAUUGGAGAAUCCGGGCUCCAUUGACGAGACAACGUAUUCAAUGCCAACUAACGGCAUCAACAUUUUCACAAUCAAUCUUCCGACUAAAAACGUAAACACUUCUAAUACAACUCAAGUAACACCUCAAACAGAAUCAACGAUGGAAAAGAACGGCAAGGAUACAACAAUUCCACGAAGAAAAUCACAAAAGGCUCCAUUAAAAUGCAUACGAAUUUUGGAAAUCGGCGGAGCGAUGGCACCGCUUUGGCGCCAAUAUUAUGAGAAUGUGUCUAAAAUCAUAUAUGUGGUGGACACCUCAAAUUUAUGUCAAAUCUCUGCAGCAGGUGUACUGUUGUAUUCAAUAUUGGCCGAACCCCGACUACAACGUUGUCGAGUCCUCUUGGUGCUAGCGAAGAUGGAUUAUGCUUACCGGCAGAUGCGAAAUGAAGCUUUACUAAUGCUACAGAUAUCGAAACUCCAAAAGGAGAUUCGGCAGGAGCUAACUAUAGUUGAAGCUAGUGCAGUUGAUCAAACGGGACUGGAUGCUAUUUACGCUUGGUUGCAGAUUCCUUAAGAUUUCACAAACAUUAUUUUUGCUAUUAAGCUAACAGUUUAGUGACUAUACUACUUUAUUAUAUUAUUUCAUAAAUAAAAGGAAACUACUUUUUUUUGAUUAA
Messenger RNA from Ceratitis capitata (Mediterranean fruit fly), 861 nucleotides. Its product is annotated as ADP-ribosylation factor-like protein 16. NCBI's taxonomy places the organism in Eukaryota, Metazoa, Arthropoda, Insecta, Diptera, Tephritidae. The transcript has 3 exons. The coding region runs from base 126 to 758 and encodes 210 amino acids. The record is from RefSeq and is a predicted model, not a curated record. Gene Ontology annotation, molecular function: GTP binding; GTPase activity.